CUUUCGUAGCAUUGCAGUGCUGCUGAAUGCAGUGACAGUAGAGUAGAACGGCAGGAUAUUAUGUGUGUGCAUUCCAUGCUUUACACAAGUGUGGCCAGUACUGCUGUGUACCUGCCCAACUAUACAUUGGUUAGUUUAUUUCUCUGCCUUUGACAAGGCUUGAAUCGUUGUGAUGUGACUGGUGGCAGUGACCCACUCUCUCCGCAUAUAACUCCUCCUCCUUCUCCCUCGUACUCACACACAGACAUCCUAUUGAGAAAAAAAGGGAGCUGAACUCUGACCUAUAUCUCCUGACACCCAUAAAGAGCGCAAACCCAGUGACGUCCUACCCCCCCCCCUCCUCUUUUCUGCUUUGGCUAGCUGCAAGAAAAAGCAGGAAACACGCCGGUUCCAGUGCAACGCUCUCAGCCAGCCGUGUGUGUGUGUGUGUGAGAGAGAGAGAGAGAAACAGACAGACACAGAGAGGGGUUAGGAGCUGAACUCCUUCUGCAGUGUGCUUGCUAAGCUGAGCCUAUCGUGGCUGCAUUGUGAAGAAGCCAAGACCGAUGUUGUAUUGCCAUUGACAUUUCCUGCUCCAGGCGCCAGCCAAUACGCUUUUAGCUGUGCCGGAGCGACGACAAAUGAAAUAUGAUAAUUUGGUGCUUGAUAGCCAUAGAGAGAAGCACAGCACUGUUGCGAUGCUUUCCCUGACAGGGCCAUGCAGAUGGGGUUCCUUCUCAAUGAAUGUCAGAAUGCAGGGGUGCUGAGGUACAGUACCUCUGGGACAGUCCAUCACUCACUCAGAACAGAGGACGCUGUUAUCCAGAUCUCACCAAGGUUCACUCAGCGUCAGUCGUGAAGUUUGAGAGGAAUGACCUGAGGCACAAGUGAUUGCUUUUUGCUGAGAUAUCCACCCCAAAGGAUCACCACUUCCUACAAGAAGUAAGACACUAUUAUUUAAAGUUAAUGUCAGGAGGCUGACUGAACUUGUGAGUUCCAUCACCACAUUGGCCAAAGCAAGAAAUCUGAAUGACUGUUAAGAAUCCCAUGCAUGGAGAAAGAGAAUAAAUCUGUAUGAAUUACAGGAUAAACCAAAAGAUACAACAAAGACGACACCUUGUAAAGAACCAAGUUCAGGACCUGCAGGAUUAGUGUCAACACCGGGUUAUAAUGGAAGAAAAAAGAAACUUUGAAGAAGAGCUGAGGAAAAUUGUUUGGAAUGACAAUCUUGAAGUUGUGUGUGAUUGAUAAUUGUUUUCAAAGGGACUCACCAUGAAGUGAACUUAAAAUAAAUGUCCGUUUUUCAUUGGAUUGUUACAAAGGAGGAAUACCAUGCCAGAACUUUAACUCAGUAACCAUUCCCAGCAAAUGUGAACAGACCUUUCUAAAGACAGCAAAUUUAGCAAAUGAAUCCUGCCAAUCUUCCGCAGAAAAGUACUUGAAGCCUUUCUCUAGGUCAUGGAUCCUGAGUCAAGCACUGCCCACCAGAAGAGUACAGGAAGGUCUGAUCAGAGCCCGGGCAGAAAGUCGAGCAAGGUUGAAGCUGGUCCUUCAAGUGGGAGGUCAGCCUAUCAUCUGGGCCAGCUCCAUCCCCAAGGAAGCCUCGGUGGUGACAUCAUCCCGUCCCAGCCGUGCUUUUCAGCCCCGUUACCCCUCCCCACCGAACGCACCCAUCAACAGGCUCCGGCUCCAGAUCUGCUAAAGCACACCAGUGCCUACUCUUAUGAGCAGGCGCGCCACACCUCGCCACAGCUGCUGCACCAACCCAUGGCGUCUGCCUUCAUGGCUCCGGUAAAGCCGGAUGUUGGCCUGGAGGGGCGGUCGUGGCACCUCUUUGACCCAAGGGGGCCGGUGGGCUCUGGGUCGUAUCUACCCUCUGGUCUUCACACACAUCGGCAUCUUCUUCCUUCCCAUUCUCCUGUCGUGCACAAGGAGGAGCCUCAGCCCGUCCAACCUGUCCACGGCCACCACACUGCUCAGGUUCCCUUAAAGCAGGAGGAGGUGCCCAGAAAGGAGAAAAAGCCUCAGAAACCAGGCAAGUAUAUUUGCCAGUUCUGCAGCCGUCCUUGUGCCAAACCCAGUGUGCUCCAGAAGCACAUCAGAUCACAUACCGGUGAACGUCCCUACCCUUGCCAUUCUUGUGGGUUCUCCUUCAAGACGAAAAGCAACCUGUACAAGCACAGGAAAUCUCAUGCCCAUAAACUCAAAGCAGGGCUGGUGCCCAGUGCCAAAGGAGAGGUGUUUCCUGGAACGUCCGGACUGGAGAUGGAGAAGCUCAGUGGGGAUGAACCUGAGGAACACACUGAAGGGGAUGAAAGCACAGACUCCGAAGAUGAGACUGCCGGGAUGAUGAGUCACCCCCUCGAGCCGCCGUCCAAACACAAGCACAUUCCAACCUGCGGCUCAUCGGGCACUCAUGAAUCGAGUCCCAGGCAGCCAGCCUUUACCUUGGCUCAGCCGAGCGAGACUCCAUCCCUCGAUGAAGGCUUGCAGCUUUCGGAGUCCUCCCUCGACCUGUCCUUCAGUCACAAGCCAGAAGACUCACACACCAUCAAGCAGAAGCUGGCGCUGCGGCUGAGCGAGAGGAGGAAGGCCUUGGCCGACGAGCAAUCCCAGACCUUUCUGAGCCCUGGGAGCAAGGGGAGCACCGAGUCAGGUUACUUCUCUCGCUCAGAGAGUGCUGAGCAGCAGCUCAGUCCACCGCAGGCUAGUGCAAAGUCUUAUGCCGAGAUUAUCCUGGGAAAGUACGGCCGCUACGGUCAGAGAACAGCCAUGAUUGCCACAAGCACCACGCAGAGGAUGCAGCAAGUGGAAGAAAAGCCAGCGGGACUUUCAUUUUCUGUGCCCAAAGCCCAGAUGGAACAGAAUGUCAUUGAACAUAUCACCAAACUCAUCACAAUUAACGAAGCUGUGGUGGACACCAGCCAGAUUGACAGCGUCAAGCCCCGUCGCACUUCACUGUCCAGGCGGGGUAGCAUCGAGUCACCAAAGUUGAGCACCUCUAGAGAUUCGUUUCAGUUUGACCUGAAGUCGCUGGGGUCUGGCAGCCUGAGCUCAGACGCUAGCAGGCUUGCCUUCUCAGCUGUUCAUCAAGGACACAGUGCCAGUGAGACCGUGCCUCUGACGAGAAGCAACUCCAUGCCUUCUGCAAGCAGCUCCUGUGCCCCGCCAGCCUUCAAGGGAAGCCAUUCAUUCGAUGACAGAAUGACAGAGCCCGACCAGGCCUUCAGCCAUGGCCUGAUAACGCACCACCGCAUGCUGAAGAGGCAGAAAGCCAUUGAGCUUCCUUCCGGGAUGGAGUAUCAGACAGAAGAAGCCGGCUAUCCGGCGAAGGAGAUGCAGAUAGCGCCUGGCAGGGCUAGUGAAGAGCAAGAGCCCAGUGAGACGGACCCCACCAAGAAGACCAAGAAAGGCCCCAGGGCCAAAGGGCUGAUGUACGAAUGUGAUAUCUGUGGGGCCCGCUACAGGAAACGGAGCAACUAUGAAACACACAAGAAGUAUUACUGCUCAGAACUGCACGCCCCAAGAGCCCGGCCCUACCUGCCUCCCACCCCUCAGGAGGUGGAGCGCAGGCCCCUGGGGCAUGACAUCCAGCCGCAGAUUGUGCACUACAAGCUCCGUCCCUCCCUGGAGCUCACUCCGGCGAGGAAGAGGAGGAAAGAGAAGAGCCUUGGAGAUGAUGAGGAGCCCCCAGGUGACUAUGGGAGCAGGCCGAGUCCUGUCUCCGUUGCGGGGCCCUGCAGCAGUACCCCUGCCCAGUCUUCACUACUACCGCUCUCUCAGAGCUCGGGCCUCCCGCUGGAGAGGAGCCCACACAUGGGCAAAGGCGAAGCCCAGCUGGUGAUGGAAGGGAAUUCGGAGCAGAGGGCCACGUCCACUGAGGUGAAGCCUCAUCCAGCGCCUGGCCCAAGCCCAGAUGCCAGUGUCAAGAGAACCACCGGGAAGGAGAUCUCUGUCAUUCAGCACACCAACAAGCUGAGCAGACCCAGUUCCUUCGAGAAGUCUGAGGCCCUGGAGCACCUGGGCCCGCAGGAAGGCCCGUCGGCCGAGUACUCCGCUCAGGCUGGCGAGGCCGAAGCAAUAAGGGCUUGGCAACCGUCUGCCGAGCCAACUCGGCCACACCACCCACCCCUGCAAGCCCGGCUGGUCCGCCAACGCAAGAUCCAGGUGCCCGAGAUCCUGGUGACUGAGGAGCCCGAUAAGGCGGAGGAAAAGAAGGAGAAGGAACCGUGCGCCAAGGAGCCCGAGAAGCCGCCUGAGGAAUUCCAGUGGCCUCAGAGGAGCCAGACGCUGUCGCAGUUGCCUGCUGAGAAGCUGCCGCCGAAGAAGAAGCGACUGCGGCUGGCCGAGAUGUCUCAGUCAUCAGGCGAGUCCAGCUUUGAGUCAGCCACGCUGUCGCGGAGCCCCAGUCAGGAGAGCAGUGUUUCCCUUGGCUCUGGCCGCUCGGCGUCCUUCGAUAGGGACGAGGCAGCAGCAGCAACAGCUCCCAAGGAGGGCAGCGGGACAGCUAUCGAGGUGCACAGCCGGCCCGCUGCCCCGCACAUGCUGACGGUACCCACCCACUACCAGCAGCCACGGGAGAUGAGGCGUUCCUCGUCCGAGCAGGCCCCAGGACACCAACUACCCUCGGAGGUGGCUGAGGCACGCAGCAAGUCCUUUGACUACGGAAGCCUGUCCUCAGAGUUAGCACCGGCCGCCAAGCUGUCAUCACCCCUCCAGGAACGGCGCAGGUGCUUGUUGGUGCGCCAGGCCACGCUCAGCUGCUGUGCCGAGCCCACACCUGACCCCCAGCUUGGGCCCAGGCCCGAGAAGCAGGAGGCGACACUACCACAGCCAGUGGGAGCCCCAGGCCCACCGUCACACUUCCACUCUCCCCCUCCUCCCACCGCCCUGCAGCCCUACCCCAGCCAGUCGACUGAUGCCCCACUGCCAGCUGAGACCUUGCAGCUGUUCCAGGGGCCUCUGGCAGCAGAGCAGAAACCAAGUCCACCGCCUGCCUUCAGGGGCCAGAUGUCCGCCCUGCUCUCUGCGCCAGACGUGCUACCAGGCCCCCUGCCUUUCCCCCUGUACCCGCUGCACCACCUCCCACCACUGCCGGCGGACUUGCCAGCCCGGCCUUCCUCACUCCUGCCCCCGCCAGCUCUCCCCUUGCUACCAGCUCACUCCCAGAUGGCCUUCCAGCUGCAGGCUGGGCCUGGAGCCGGCAACUUCAGGGAGCACAAGCCCCCUUCUCAUCUGUCCCCGCCGAUCCGCUUGCCUCCUUUCCAGUCACAGCCCGAGUACAGCGCAGCUAUUUCCACCACCUCCCCCUCAGUUGCCCAGCCCAGCAUCACCGAGUCCCCGGAGCCCCUCCGUCCCACAGUGUCAUUCAUGGUGCCUGUCAGAGUUCAGACUCACAUGCCGACCUUUGGGAGUGCGAUGUACACCACUCUGUCUCAGAUGCUGGUGACGCAGUCUGCAGAGAGCCCAGCCACCGUGGUCAUCUGCAGGGUUGAAGACAGUAGACCCAAAGCCACCCUUGUGUGCAGUGCUGCAGUGCACGGCAUCGGGCUGGAUCUGGCACAGGUGAUUGCUGGCCGUCACCAGGACUUGUUCCAGUCACCCUAUCUGAGAGUACCAUUGCCCGUGCCAGAAAGGAAAGACUACGUGCCACUUGCUCCAAUGACAGAGGGUACUUGUGCACCAGAGAGUUAUCCAUCCACUAUUGGCGGAAGCAAACGGAUGCUGUCUCCAGCGGGGAGCCUGGAGCUGACCACGGAGACCCAGCAGCAGAAGCGAGUGAAGGAGGAAGAGAUCGAAGAGGGAUCAGAAGAGAAAACAGAAGAAAGAGCAGACGAUGCUGCAAGAAGACAGUCCCACCAACCAGCAAGACGUUGCCCAGCUGAGUCCAAAGCCUUACCUGUCCAGACCUCACCAUCCCUGCAGCUGCCCAGGGCCUCAGAGAAACACGAGCUCUGGUCAGGAAAUCAGUAUAGAGGUAAAACUCCCCUAGGCCCGGUGAAGAAGGAAGAUGCCCAGGAGGUGGCCCAAGAGAGGAGUCCGCUACACUUGCAAGAGCUUCAGACACUCCCUGCCAGCACUUUACCCAAUCCACCCUCAGUCGCCAGUCCUACAAAGCCCAGCAGGGUUGUGAUCACAGAUGUCAGCGAUGUCCAGCACGUGCUGCACUUCCCUAGCCUCCACACCACCACCAACGUCAGCUGGUGCUACCUGAAGUACACCAAGCCAAACCCCACACAGCAAACUGACCGAAGGUCCUCUGUGUAUUCCAGUUGGUGUAUCAGCCUGUACAAUCCCAACCUACCGGGCAUGUCCACCAAGCUAAGCCUUGCUCUUCUGAGGUCAAAACAGAUGUCCAGCAAGGAAGUCUACACAAUGGCCACAGCUCCACAGCGACAGACAGGGAAGUUGGUCCCAUCGAGUACAAGGAAGCUCCGAGUUAGCGAGAUUCAUAUCCCUUCCCUCCUUUCCGGAGAUGGUGGAAAAGAAGCCUUCAAAGUGGAGGAAGAAGAACGAAGAGAGAAUCGUGAAGAUGAUAGUUCAAUGCCGAAAAAGCUGGAGCCGACGCGAAUUAAGAUCUUUGACGGCGGGUAUAAGUCCAAUGAAGAUUAUGUUUAUGUGCGAGGGAGGGGAAGGGGAAAGUAUGUGUGCGAGGAAUGUGGAAUUCGCUGCAAGAAGCCAAGUAUGUUGAAGAAACAUAUCCGCACCCACACAGACCUUCGGCCAUACGCCUGCAACUAUUGUAACUUUGCCUUCAAAACCAAAGGGAACUUGACGAAGCACAUGAAGUCAAAGGCUCACAGUAAAAAGUGCCAGGAGAUGGGAGUGACAGUUGCGUUAAUGGAAGACGUGGAAUCUGAAGAAGGAACCAGUGAAGAGCCAGUGAAGCGAGCAGAAGAAAGUGAGGGCACAGACCUUGCAGAAGAGCAUCAGUUUUCAGAUGUUGAGGAGUCAGAUGAUGAUGAUGAUAAUGAAGAUGACGAUGAAGAGGAGGAAGAAGAGGAGCCAUAUUUGAAGUCUUUGGACACUGCAAGCACCAUUCCCCAAACAGCUGGAUGUUCCAGAGCAGAGACCACAUUCUCACCGUUAGAAAGCACUGCAAUGCAGGGAUCAAGUUUAACCAGUCACUAUUCAUUGAUGAGUUACUCAGUGCCAUCAUCUCAGCUUCGAGCCGCACAGCUAACAAAAUCCUCAGAGUCAUCUAUGAUUCCUGCAUGUCACAGUGGAUCACAUAAGCAGGAAGGAAGCACUCCUAAUCCUUUAUUGCCAUUGACUGAGCAAUUCUCAUCCGGACAAAGAGAUCCUCUGAUGAAAAGGCACAGCAUCCUAGGUACAACUGUUUCAUCAUCAAUAGAUACAUCACCUAGAAAGCCAUGGUCUCCAAAGAGAGAGACAUCACUUUCCUGUCCAGGAGGCAACAUACCAUCAGGAAAACGCUCAUCGCCAGAGAGAGAGGCAACUCUCAAAGAACACUCGUCCUCAAGAAAAGAGACAUCACCUCAAAGACAUUUCUCUCCAGGAAGGGAAUUGUCACCCAGGAGAUGCCUUUCACCAGGCAGAGGCAUAUCACCAAGAAGACACUUGUCUCCGGGAAGGGAACUGUCACCUAAGAAAUGCCUGUCACCUGGGAGAGUUUCACCCAGGCCACACUUGUCACCAGAAAGAGAAAUGUCACCCAGACGAACUUUGUCAUCAAGGUACCUAUCUCCAGCAAGAGAUGUCUCUCCAAAUAGGCAGUUGUCACCAGUGAGUAAAGAAUCACCUCUCAGACACUUUUCCCCAGUGAAAGAUGAACUGCCAAGCAGAUGCCUAACACCUAUUUGGCAGAGUAGCCAAGGCUCUGCUUUCCUUGCACAGCACAGUAGCUCGCCUUCAUUGGGUCUACCUCAACAGAAAUCCAGCAAAGAGCAGGAGCAAUCUGAAGUGAAAAUGAUGUCUCGAAUGGGAUACCGCAGCUUCUGUGAAGAACCAAGUACAUCAUCCCAAGCUUUGCAUUUUUGCUUUUCGAGGAAUACUCAGACACCACUGGAUGGACAAAGUUACUGUGGGCUAACUGGGAGCACACAUGAUUAUGUUUUCAGUCACCUUCCUCUGCACUCACAACAGCUGGUCAGAACACCCUAUCCCAUGAUCCCAAUUGGUGGCAUUCAGAUGGUUCAGGCAAGGCCGGGCUAUCACUCAGGUUUGGUGCCUUCACAAGUCUCUCUACAAUCGGGGUUUCCUGUAAGCCUAUCUGCACCCAAGCCACUUAGUACAAGCAAGUCAGAGGCCACAGUAUAUUUAGAAGAAGCAACCAAAUUAUCUGAAGCAACAUCUUCUGAAUCUUUGCCUUUACAGUUAUCUUCUGCUCCCAUGGCACCUCUUAUAACGGCAUCUUCUCUGACUAAGAGUGGGAAACAGAGUGUCACUUUACCAAGGACAGAGAUUGCUGAGUUAGAAGAAGCAGCAGAAUACAGACAGGCGGAAUACAGGGUACCAAUUUAUUCUGAACCCAGCACUAUUGCAGCUCUGAGCCGCUCAGGAAAAGAAGCUGGCUCAGUCAGACUGGACAGCCCCAGCACCAGCCACGAGCACUCUCCAAAGCCUUCAACAUGCGGUGAAGGAACCUCAAAGGAUUUGAGCAGGAAGCAGUUUGGAUGUUCGGACACCUACUACGAGUCAGCCUGCACUUUAGCCACCCUGCACCCUUUACAAGGAAGCAGCGGUAGCAGCUCAGCGGAAUCUUUGAGUCCUUCUCACUCUUUCCAAACUGGUGCUGACAGGACUACUUCAAGUGGACAGUGUCCACCAGUUAGAAUGCAAAUGGGAAGUUGCUCUGAGUCUAAGGGUGAAGACUUCAAGCACCUUGAUACACAAAAGGACAAUGAAACAGGAAGCUCAUAGCAACCACCACCAUGCAAAUUUGCCAAUGAAGAAAAUGGGACGGCAUUGGUCAUAGGACGAUGGGACGGUAUUGGUCAUAGGGUGAUGGGACGGUAUUGGUCAUAGGACGAUGGGACGGCAUUGGUCAUAGGAUGAUGGGACGGUAUUGGUCAUGGGACGAUGGGAUGGUAUUGGUCAUGGGACGAUGGGACGGUAUUGGUCAUAGGGUGAUGGGACGGUAUUGGUCAUAGGACGAUGGGACGGUAUUGGUCAUAGGACGAUGGGACGGUAUUGGUCAUAGGGUGAUGGGACGGUAUUGGUCAUAGGGUGAUGGGACGGUAUUGGUCAUAGGACGAUGGGACGGUAUUGAUCACAGGGUGAUGGGACGGUAUUGGUCACAGGGUGAUGGGACGGUAUUGGUCACAGGGUGAUGGGACGGUAUUGGUCAUAGGACGAUGGGACGGUAUUGGUCAUAGGACGAUGGGAUGGUAUUGGUCAACACUAGUUUCCUUCAGCUACUCACAGAUGUUGUUCAAGUGAAACAUUCACCUAUUAUAUAUGUUAACAUGACCAAAAUUGUCAGAAGAUUCCUGUUUAAAUUGUCCGAAUCCAGUAUUAUUUAAACGUACACAGUUACUCGUGCCUUUCUCCCUUAUUUUGUGUCUCCAAAUGUAUAAAAAAAAAGGGGGUGGAUUUAGGUGGGGAGGGUUGGGGAGAAAAAGAAAAACAUAUUGAGGCUGUGAAUAUUUUUAAGAGCGAUGUGAUCGAUUCGUAGUAGUUGUCUUUUUUUCCCCAUUUGAAAUGUCCAUGAGUAGAAUGAUGUGAAGCAAAAGGGAAAAAAAAUAACAUUAGUGUGAUGAUGCACUGAAGACUUAUUUUUAUAUAGAUCAAAUGUAAACUGCUCCUGUGUACAGAAAUAAUUCUAUAAGGCAUAUUUAUUGUAGUCUGUAUUUAAUUGUUUAUAAAUGGAUUCAUUUCCCAGCAUCCUGGUGGUCUUUAUGUGAGCUUUUUAUCGCUUCUUAAACAGGCAUUAUAACAAAAGAAAAAAAUGCUUUAUUUUUGACCGUGGUUGUGUUUACCCUUUUGCAAUGAUUGACUCAAAGCACUUAAGCUAUCCUGUAAGGAUUCUUUCACAUAAAACCCCUUCCAUAAGUCUGGACAGAGUGCAAUUUCCAAUGUUGUAGAUGACAUUAUCAAUAAUUAUAUACAGCUAAAGUAGAGCUGGGAUCAACAGCACAGAACCCAGAUUUUUUUUUUAAUUGGAAAAAGCCUUUUUUAAUCAAACACAAACCUAAUAGAUCAACCGUAGGUAUAUUGAUCUAAAAUUCCAAAUCACUAUGGCAGCAACCACGAGUAAUCUGCUGGAUAGUAAUUGGGAGAGAAUGGCGAUUUGGACCUUUGGCUCCCAAAGCUCUCCAUGCACGAAGCAGGAUUCCUUGCAUCAUGUCUGAAUCUGUUGCAAGCUAAAUCAUGGAGCUCAAUUCCCACAAAACGUUCAGAAACUUCAUUAUCAUUAAUUCAUGUGACUACCAGGAUGGGAGAGGGCUAACCAGAUCGACCAUUUUUCUCUUGUCUAGCACUGUUAAUAACUUUGAGAUGCAGAACCUUUUAAUAAGAAGUCAUAGGAUGCACAGUUCCCAAUCCAAAGAUGCUUUUGGACAACCUUUUACUUGUUCUAAUUUUUAAUGUGUGUCGUGGCCUUUUUGGGAUGAGGGUGGGCUGAGGUUUGCGGGUGGUGAACGAUGGGGGAAUUGAGAGAAGGCUGAGGUCUAUUAGGGGCGGACUGCCCUAUCAGCAGUGUCUUUUUUAGUACCUUGCCUCAAAAGUAAAUUCUUUUGUCCACAGUAUGCCAUAUUUUGAUCAGUUCUAAUGAAUGUAAUAUAAAAAAUAUAAUGUAUGUGUAAUGCACUUGAAAGCAUUUCAGACACUUUCCGAUGGAAUCUAGUCGAUGUGAAAGAGUUCUUAAGUUUUAUAUUUGCUCUAAUGACAUUCCAUCAUUUUGGCUGCACUUAAAAAUGCUUAAGCACAGUAUUAUUUUAAAUUUAGUUAGCUAAUGUAAAUCUAGAAUUUCCCCAUCAAACGGUAGCGGUUCAGGGUUUACCUAGGUCAUAUUUAUUUUGUAUUUGUGGAUGUGAAUGCCAGUACUUACUGCCCAUCCUGAUAUGUCAUUAACAUGGCAACGGUAUUAUUAAAUCUUGAGGUACAUAAGGAUUUUACCCAUGUACCCCAUGGGCCUUUUCACUUUACUGUAUUUUCCCUUUUUAUCAAGAAAAUGGCCAUCUCUCUAUGCAUUCUGUAUGUUUAUCUUUGGAAAGCACUCUGUUACAGCCUGGUAAACCUCGUUCCGCUAUGCAUGCGAUGAUCUUAAAGAGACAGAUUCCCUGCUUCACAUUCUUUGUGUCACUCCAUUCAUGUUGCAGUGAAAUUUCGAAUGCUAAAGAAUUGCAUUACCAAUAUCAGGCUUGUUGGUUGACUUUUCGAAUGAAUUGCUCAAUAUUUUUACAAAAUUGUUGGAAAAAUUGGAAAAUGAACAUGGUAUCACUUAUCUCGCAAACCCAGAUCUGCACGAGGUGCAAUGGAAAAGGAUGCUGUCUCUUUAAAAGCAAAAAAAAAUGCCAAAGUACUUGGCACUCUUGAAGACUUUAUAUGGAAAAUAAGAAGCAAGAUCUUAAAAUGUACACUUGCAUGAUAUCAGCAGUUUGGCACUUAAUCCCACUUUAAUUCCUGAACUGUUAACGGGAAAUCUGUAUUGGUAAAUUUGAUAUUUUUCAAGAAUAUUGAUUGUUCUCCUUUUCAGAGGUUGUGUGUAAUCUUAAAAAUUGUCAGUUUAAAAGAUAGUUUCUAUACAUUUUGUUAAAAAAAUAAUGGCAAUACAUUCCAAAAAAGAAAAUUGUAAAUAUGUAUAGUUCUACUAUGUAAUUGGUAAGAUUGCCUGGAAUUAUUUUGAAACACCAAUUUCUAAUACUGCACCUUGCAACACUUGUAUAGGGUAUAUCCAUAGAUAAAUGCAGGUAACAAAAGCACAGAGCUGGUUGUAAAAUAAAUGGAAAUAAAUUUUAAAAAAGGAGAAAAAAUAUAAGAAAAAAAGCAAACAGAAAUCUGGAAGUCAGUAUUUGAUGUCUGUGAUCUCUAUUGUAUAUCUACACAUCUGUACUGUGAAUGGAAAUGUUUUUCACAAGGAUUAUAUUUGUCUUUACCACAUUUCAAAACUGGGAAAGGAAUCAGGCAUCUUUUUUAAAAGCAUGUUGGAAUAAAUUUUACAA
Mobula hypostoma (lesser devil ray) is the source of this 12104-nucleotide messenger RNA. It is a transcript of the gene hivep3b, whose product is annotated as transcription factor HIVEP3. Bases 1438 to 8862 code for a protein of 2474 amino acids. Gene Ontology annotation, molecular function: DNA-binding transcription factor activity, RNA polymerase II-specific; RNA polymerase II cis-regulatory region sequence-specific DNA binding. The transcript has 10 exons. Gene Ontology annotation, cellular component: nucleus. Gene Ontology annotation, biological process: regulation of transcription by RNA polymerase II. NCBI's taxonomy places the organism in Eukaryota, Metazoa, Chordata, Chondrichthyes, Myliobatiformes, Myliobatidae. The record is from RefSeq and is a predicted model, not a curated record.